GUCCAGCAGGAUCCUCAACAGGGAACCACUUACUAUUCGAUAAAUAGAUACGAUAUCUUUCUAUACAUGUUCAUUUCUCCCAGAGGAUCUCUCACGAUAAUGCGCUGGGAUGAUGGAGCUAAGAUGCAUAGAUGGGUUUGUGCCAAAGUCAAAUGAAGAAUGGAACGGUGGAAACUGGAUCAGAGGAUGUGCAAGAGAGAUGGAAUUGAAUUGCCAGAAAAACACAAGCACAUCGAUUUCUACAAAUGUAAAGAAAGAUGCAUUUUGGCAAAUGAGCCAGAUGAAACUACCCGACUCUGGGGACUAUGUAUCAGACGUUGAAGAUGAAGAAGGAUGUGAAAGCUGGUGCCGGAGCAAUUGUUCUUGCUUGGCUUAUUCUUACGUCAGCACCAUUGGGUGUAUGGUUUGGAGUAAAGACCUCAUUGAUCUUGAGGAAUUUCCCACAGCUGGGGAAGAUCUAUUUGUUCGAGUCGCACAUAUAAAAGCAGGAGGAUCGCGACACAGAGCAGUUAUCAUCAGCCUGAGUACUAUUGCAGGGAUUAUGUUCUUUGCAGUAUUUGUUUUUGUUCUUUGCAAAUGGAGAGCUAACAAAACAGGAAACUUGAGCAAAAUUCGAAGGCUCCUUGAUUCAGUAGAUACACUGGAAAAAUCGACUGAGCUGACACAAGGAAAUGCAUGGCAAGAGCAGUUGAAGCAAGAUGAUUCGCCAGAAUUGACCCUUUAUAGUUUUGAUAGCAUACUACUUGCUACAAACAAGUUCAGCACGACAAGGGAAGCUGAAAGAUGGGAAAGAGGUAGGUGUGAAAAGACUUUCCAGUACCUCAGCCCAAGGCGUUGA
Molecule: messenger RNA, 838 nt
Organism: Eucalyptus grandis
Lineage: Eukaryota; Viridiplantae; Streptophyta; Magnoliopsida; Myrtales; Myrtaceae
Product: G-type lectin S-receptor-like serine/threonine-protein kinase At1g61490
Exons: 5
Coding region: 110-838 (242 amino acids)
Source: RefSeq, a predicted model, not a curated record